UAGUCAUGCCAGUCUACAAGAACAAUAAGACGGAAACACUGAACUGUAUUUUUUAGGAGUUAUGAAUUAUAAAUUAUUUCAUACAAUCACAAAUAUCUAGAAUUUAUAAGUUGAGAGAGAAAUGCCAUAUUUAGGAGAAUUGCAAGUGUUCAUCCUUUGUCAAACCUUUAUAUUCCACGAAACGCGCAAAUAUUUCGCCCAUCCUUUCUAAACUCGAUCAAGGAAUAGUAUUAUUUCUUUAAUUUGUACUCUUUUUGGGAUGUCGCUUUCAGAGCGAGCAAGAGCAUUUUCCAUCGACGCAAUUUUGUCGUCAACGAAAUCUCCAGAAAAGGUAGAUAGCGACAAUGUUGACGCUGACAGGCCGACAUUUCAUCCAGGUGUCCUCAAGGCUGACGAUGUCACCCACGACACUGACUACGAACGACGAAACGAAGAGGAUUAUAAUCCUACUGGGUUUGAAUUCAAUAGUGAUAUUCAUUUCCAUCCACGGAUGUCAUUGUGGAGAGGACGAAAGGCAUCAUUCUCAUCGAGCACAUCGACGUUGAAUUCAGCCUCGUCAACGACUGAUGUCAACUUCGGUAGUUCACACAGCAUCCGCAGAAGCUCAGACGAAGCCGAUGGCGCGUUUCCAGGCAACCCCUUCGGUAGCCGUUUGGGAUCGCUGGCAGUUAGUGACGAUUCCUUGAAUUACGAAGACCCGAUGAUCGUGGGCAAUAUCGACGAUGACGCCCAUCCGAUCAGUUCGACCGUUAAUGGGAUAACGAUCACGUUGGCGCAGUCUUCCUUGUGGAGAAGAUUCCAUGAAUGUGAGACGGAGAUGAUUAUCAACAGGUCUGGAAGGAGGAUGUUUCCAUGUUUUGCAGUUUCGUUGUCAGGUUUACAACCGGAUGCCCUUUAUCGAAUUUCUGUGUCUAUCACGUCAGAUAACCGGAGUCGCUAUAAGUUCAUAAAUGGAAAAUGGCUUGCUGUUGGCAAAGCCGAUCCGGAGGUUCCAAACGAACCCUACGAACAUCCUCUGUCGCCAAACCGUGGGCUCUUCUGGGAGAGCAACGUCGUGAGCUUUGCAAAACUCAAGAUCACCAACAACAAGGACACCAAAGCGAAAAAUCAAAUCGUUCUGCACUCAAUGCAUACAUACACUCCUCGACUGUUCAUUGAACGACUAUCUGACGAACCAUCUCCAAGCAAUUCCAAAGGAGAGAGAGUCUUGACGUCCGGACCGUCGUCAUCGCCUCAUUCGACCUCGACGUCAUCUCCUUCUACCUGGAUGCACAUGCAGACAUCAGACUCCUCAUCCGACGACACAGCAUCAACGUCGACAGGGGUCAGGCAUGCAGCGGGUUCCAUGUCGUCACCGAUGACGAGAAGCCCAUCACACGAUCACCGAUUGGAAGAGAAGACAUGCAUAUCAUUCCCGGAGACAUCUUUCAUCGCUGUGACGGCAUACCAGAAUGAUCAAAUCACUCAGUUAAAGAUACAAAACAACCCGUUUGCAAAGGCAUUCAGAGAUGCCGAAGUCGCAGCAAUGUUACAAGGAUCCCCCAUGUUCCCGGUUGAGCACCAUCUACUUUCUGAUUACAGAGAGCGAGAAGCUUUUUCAUCAACCCAUUCACUAAAUGGUCACAUGAUUGGCAAGAGAAGAUUCGGUUUACCCGUUAAUAUGCAGCGCUUAAUACCUCACCUCGGUGUUGUUCCGGGUCAUCAUCAACCACCACCCAUGACCAGAUCAAUGGCGAAUAUGCGAGCAGAAACCAAUGACAGUCCUAACCCAAAUCUUCUUGGACAUGACCUGAACUGGAAGGUAUCAUCUGCGACUAACCUUGCUGGAAAGGUCAGUGAAGGUGUACUCCACGAGAGUUGUGGCUUCCUUCCGAGCCUAAGUUUAUCUCAAAGAGCGAACAGUGAUGUAGAACUGUCUGCCAAAGCCAAUGCCAGUAGGAACCAGUCAUCGAACUCUUCCUUCCCAUUCGGGGGUCUGGGCAUGGGUUCCGACGGAGAGUUUAGGAAACGCGCCCUAUCGAAUCUUGCAGAUAACGGAAGAGAAUCUGAUAAGGGGAUGCUUAGGAAUUCUUUGAAAGAUGCAGCAAAGAAGCAUCGUGGAUCCCAACCAAUUAUAUAUCAAUCUCAGCCUCAGUUCUCGGAUAAGGAACAGACCACCAAGCUCUACAGAUCGCUACCUUGGCUCUUAGAUUCCCCACAGAUUAUUGUAAGCGAUGCGGCUAAGGCGGAAGGUCAAGAAACACCAUCCAUGCCAUCGGCAGAAGCUAAGCCAGUCCCCUCUUCUUUUGAUGAAAAAAUGAUCAGAGAAGAUCGAAAUACGAAGAUGAAUUCGGCGGGUAAAUUGGAUACAGGGGACAUUCCGAAUGCAGAAGAAUCCGGAGGUCCAUCUGGGAAACUGAUGGUCCCGCCAAACCAGUCCUAUUUGACCCCGCAUCAGCGAUAUCACAUAGUAAUGAACGGAGGGGACCUUACGAGACGCGUGACCAUCCACACCACGGAUUCCUUCCGACCGCGACUCAGGGAUUCGUCGGUGAUGAAGCCUCGGCGAAGUCUGGAUUUGGCAAAGAUGUCAGCAAGUUUCUACCACUUCCGGGGCUCCACCCACUCGCCAACGCUGGACAAAAGGGAUAGUGUGCUUGGUACGGAGUAUACUGGGUCGUGUGGAAGCCUGAACGAAGAAACACCAGAAGAUCCGAUGGAACCACACCCGGGACCACACCAUUAAGAUUGGGGUGGAAUAGGCUUUUGCCACCCACACCCACACCCACACGCACAUUCCCACCCCUCACACAAAUAUGACUCUUAUUAUGUGGGUUUCUAUUUUACUUGUCAGUGGUAUUUGUCGGUUGCCUGGGUUCGGUUGAGUUUAGUCGUUUCUAUUCACUUAAAUUCGACUGAAAUCAAUUAAGUUACGAUCUAUUCACCAAUAAUAGUCGAAUUAUGUUGAAUUCUAUUUAGGGCCUUUUCACACGUGAAUCUUGAAUCAUCGUUGUAAUGAUAAUUGCUAUUGUAAUCGUUACUGUGAUUAGCGUUCGUGAUUGUAAUCAUGUUCUAGUUUGGUUUCACGCGUGCUGAAUAUCCGUCAUUAGGCUUAUUUUCACUGGAAUCAUCAUUCAAUUUUUUUACCGUAUGAAAGGGCGGUUAGUUCCGAUCACUUCCGUUUAGUACAGUUCUGUCAAGUUUCUUACCCUUUAGUUCAUUAUUAUGCAUGUUUCCAUUCAAUUCUGCUCAGAUCAGCUCAGUUGAUCUGAGUUCAGUUAGUUUUAUUCAGUUAAAAUUAAAUAGGCAUGCUGUUCAAUAGUUGUGUCUGCAUAUAAAAAAUCUAAUAAGUUUUAUUUAUUUCAGACCAUCUUCUUCAGAUUACCGCAGUUUAGUUCAUUUCAACUCUGUUGUAUUAACCCUAAGAGUAAGAAGACUGGGGGGGGGGGGGGAGGGGCUGAUU
Molecule: messenger RNA, 3442 nt
Organism: Lytechinus variegatus (green sea urchin)
Lineage: Eukaryota; Metazoa; Echinodermata; Echinoidea; Temnopleuroida; Toxopneustidae
Exons: 8
Coding region: 260-2725 (821 amino acids)
Biological process (GO): cell fate specification; positive regulation of DNA-templated transcription; regulation of transcription by RNA polymerase II
Cellular component (GO): nucleus
Molecular function (GO): DNA-binding transcription factor activity, RNA polymerase II-specific; RNA polymerase II cis-regulatory region sequence-specific DNA binding
Source: RefSeq, a predicted model, not a curated record